AUGGAUUCAUCAUCUAUGGAUUUUCAACCUCUUUCGAUGAUUGCGGUGGAUUUAUGCCGAUGGACGUUCCAUGGUGAGUGGAACGAAGUGGUGACGGCAUACAAAUACAACGCAACGAUUCACACGAUGCCCGUCAACAGUGAUAAAGACACGGCGUUGCACGUGGCGGCGAACGAGAACAAUGCUAUCACCGUUAAGCAGCUGGUGGAUGAAAUUAAGCAGACGUCGUCGGCGGUGGAGAGUUUGAAAACAAAGAAUGUUGAAGGUGACACAGCGUUGCAUCGAGCAGCAUCCAUAGGGUCGCUCGAGAUGUGCGAGUGGAUCAUUGAAGCUGAUCACCAUCGUCAUCAAGGACACGUGUUGAUUGAAGAACGGAACAAUAAUGGAGAGACUCCUCUGUUCUUGGCUGCUUUAAAUGGACAUAACGAUGUUUUCUUUUACCUCCAAUCUCGUUGCGCCGACAAGUCUCUUGUGCCAUGCAGAAGAGCAAGCGAUGGCCAGACAGUCCUUCAUUGCACCCUCUACCGAGACUACUUUGGUAUAUACGUGAAGCGGUUGAGGAGCACCAACCAUCAGUCAAAAUCCCAGCAGACUGCUCGUCCCCGAAGCACUGCGGAUACAGAAAACCCAAUUGAUUACAACUGUGAACAUGGAAUGAUGUUCCGAAAAAUUAUCGGACAUGUCGUGACAUUUUCAUGGCAUUCACCUGUUUUAUUAUUUGAAUUGAUGUUUCAAAACUCCCAAGAGUUGGUCAAAGUUGGAUCUGGAAGCUUGAAUUUAACCAGAUGCUGCCUGAGCCUACCGAAAAAUGGAGUGCUGGAAAUAGUGAAGAAAAUUCUGGAAGAUAAACCAGGGGCCAAUCCACGAAACGAACUCGCUAGCCCAAAAUGUAUUGCAUGUGACUGUGGAGAGAGGCAACCACAUGUAUUUGAGCAUCUGAAGAAGUACCUGAAGGAGAAGAUGUUGUGGGGAAAGCCACGUGGGACGUGCAGACAAAGACGGCAACACUAUCCUCCACUUGGCCGCCAAGCUCUCGCUUCAGAAGCCCUGGCACAUUGCUGGUUCUGCCUUGCAAAUGCAAGUGGGAAGUUAAAUGGAGAAAACGCCGCAACAAAUGCAAUUCCUCCAAAACAAAAGCACAAGACACCGCAGGACAUUUUCGUAAGUGAGCACAAGGAGCUACUCAAGCAAGGCAAUGACUGGCUGAAGAGCACGUCGGAGUCAUGCUCUGUGGUGGCUGCGCUUAUUGCCGGCGUGGCCUUCGCACGGCCACCACUUUACCCGGCGGUACGCAGGAGGAGACCGGAACCUUACUUGGAGCGCCACUCGGCUUUCAACUUGUUUGCAUUCACAUCCCUCUUGGCUCUCUUCUGCUCCAUCACCUCUCUCAUCACGUUCCUCUCCAUCCUCACUCUCCACGCCAGCAACCUAAAGAUUUCCGCAAAGAUUUGCCUGCAAACUUCUUUUGGGGUUGAGUUGCCUCUUGGGGUCCAUCGCUUCCGUCUUGGUUUCUUUCUGUUCCGCAUUCUCCUUCUGCUCAGGGAACACCUCCAGCAGUUACCCCUCUACAUUGAUCUUACGAGAGCUAUUUUCUUCAAGGUCCCGCAGUCCAGUAAUAGAGAAUCUGAGAAGCUUAUUCUCUGA
Prosopis cineraria is the source of this 1644-nucleotide messenger RNA. RefSeq lists its product as uncharacterized. Gene Ontology annotation, molecular function: protein binding. The coding region runs from base 1 to 1644 and encodes 547 amino acids. The record is from RefSeq and is a predicted model, not a curated record. NCBI's taxonomy places the organism in Eukaryota, Viridiplantae, Streptophyta, Magnoliopsida, Fabales, Fabaceae. The transcript has 7 exons.